AGCUCCCAUUUUUUUCAAAUGAGCUUGUACAUAAUUAAGAAAAUACAGAUUCAUCAAUCAAUCCAAGUUUUACAGUUAUAUAUGGGAUAUAUGAAAGAUUAUAUUUCAUAAGAAAAUAUUCCUGACAAUUACGAAUACAGCAAAAAAUGGUUUAGCCAAAUAAAGGCAGUCAUUCUCAAGAUAUUAAUACAUAAAGCAAUUAAUAUUUAUUUAAGUAUGUAGACUAGAUGCUAAUAUACAAUUUUGAAAUAGAUUUAAAAAAAAUAUAUUUGCUUUAAAUGUGGUGUCAACAUAUAAAAUCUAUAACUACAAUGACUCUAUAUAAAUAUUACAUCAUUAUAAUAUACCUGCGCAUCAUUACGUGUCAAGAUAUUUCUAUAUGUGAUGAUAAAAACCUCACCAAUGUUCAUGGUAACACUGUAAAUAAAGAGUUUUGCCAAGAAAACCCCUGCAUCAUAAGCCGCUAUAAAGAGCCGUGCAUCGUAGUGAAACGGAUUGGUAUUGCACAGAAGAGAUGCGAGCCGAUGAACGAAGUCAGUGCCAAAGGCAAUAGUACCAUAUCACGGUUACAAUAUGUGUAUAAGAAACUAUAUGGCAACAUUAUUAAAAGCGAGAAAUUAUUCCAUGAGAGCUUCCAUAUCGUUACUUUCAAAAAUAAACACAUGUAUAACAAGAUCUGUUCUGGUGAUUGGGCGAUAAGUGAUUUUGUACACAACGUGCUCUAUAUUAUGGAAGACGGUUCCAUCACAAUAGACAUUCCCAACUCCGGUUCCCGGUAUCAGAAUAUUAAAAAGAAUAAAUUUAUAAUAUUAUUUUAUGCUCAAGAGACUGAACAUGGACUGGUGCCAAGUGUUGCUUUAAAAAUUCUAGAAAAUAACGACCAAUAUGACUUAAAAGGAAUAUUAGUGGCUAUUGGUAUGCUGGUGUCUAGCUUCUUUAUGCUAAUCGUGAUAAUCGUAUAUGCGUUAUUGAAGGAGCUACACAACAUAUUUGGUUUUGUACUGAUGGCGUAUAUGGGUACAUUUUGUCUGGCAUUCCUGACCAAAGCAGUCCAAUCUUUCGGAUUAUGGCAGAGGGCGAUUGAUGUCAAGACCUGUUUAUAUUUAGAACCAUUUGUGUACUUCGGAAUCCUGAGCAGUUUUAUGUGGAUGAAUGUGAUGUCAUUUGACAUUUGGCGCAAAUGCAGACAUACACGCUCUCAACGCAGCGUCCAACGGCGUAAUGUGCUUCGGAAGUUUAUGUACUACGGCUUGUACGCUUGGCUCACACCUAGCUUACUUGUGGCUGCCGAAGUUAUAAUAGACCAUACCGACCUGAGCCACUUGCCUAACUUCAAGAAGCCAUUAUUCGACACUUGCUCUUUUUAUCAAAUCAGCCGAACAAUUUAUUUGUUAACACCAAUUCUGUUAAUAUUGAUAAUAAAUAGCCUGCUAUUUUGUUUGACUUACUACAAAAUUUGGACAAUCAGAAUGGAGCUGUCACGACUCAAUGACAAUGAUCACAAUGAUCACAGAACAAAUAAGAAAAAUGAAAAUCGGUUUGCGUUAUUCCUUCGCUUGUCUUUGGUGAUGGGCACUAACUGGAUCUUUGAAAUAGUGGGCGCUCUUGUCGACCUGCCUCAAUGGUUUGAGAAUUUAGUAGACACCUACAAUGUACUGAUCGGUGUGUUCAUAUUCUUUCUCUUCGUCUUCAAAACCAACAUAUUCCAUAAACUUUGCAGAAAAUAUCAAUGGGUUUGAAGACGCCUCUCUACCCGUGGAUAUAUAUGGGUUUACAAUAGAGAACUAAGCAG
Achroia grisella is the source of this 1792-nucleotide messenger RNA. RefSeq names its product G-protein coupled receptor Mth2-like. The transcript is spliced from 9 exons. The coding region runs from base 279 to 1739 and encodes 486 amino acids. Gene Ontology annotation, biological process: cell surface receptor signaling pathway. Gene Ontology annotation, cellular component: membrane. Gene Ontology annotation, molecular function: transmembrane signaling receptor activity. NCBI's taxonomy places the organism in Eukaryota, Metazoa, Arthropoda, Insecta, Lepidoptera, Pyralidae. The record is from RefSeq and is a predicted model, not a curated record.